Ricinus communis (castor bean) is the source of this 3028-nucleotide messenger RNA. RefSeq names its product receptor-like protein 7. Lineage: Eukaryota; Viridiplantae; Streptophyta; Magnoliopsida; Malpighiales; Euphorbiaceae. Gene Ontology annotation, molecular function: protein binding. The record is from RefSeq and is a predicted model, not a curated record.
UAGAAAAAAUGGCACCAUCUUUGCAUCUCUUAUCCUUUUUGCUGUUAUUGAUUCAUUCCAUAGGUUGCUGCUACUCUUCUUCCAUAUGCCAUGAUGAUGAGAGAUCGGCCUUAUGGCAGUUCAAGGAAAGCCUUGUCGUUGACAACUUUGCUUGUGAUCCGUCUGCCAAGCUAUCCUCCUGGAGUCUCCAAGGAGAUAUGAACAAUUGCUGCUCAUGGGGUGGUAUCGAAUGCAAUAACAACACAGGUCACGUCAUUGCUCUUGACCUUUCAAGCAGCUGCCUCUAUGGUUCUAUCAAUUCUAGUAGCACCAUUUUUCGCCUUAUUUACCUUACAAGCCUUAACCUUGCCGAUAACAACUUCAAUGCUUCUACAAUUCCUUCUGAGAUUAGAACUCUGUCAAGUUUGACAUACUUGAAUCUCUCUCUCUCUAAUUUUUCUAACCAAAUUCCAAUACAAGUCCUUGAGCUUUCCAAGUUGGUUUCUCUUGAUCUUUCGGACAAUCCGUUAAAGCUCCAAAAUCCAAGUCUGAAAGAUCUAGUUGAAAAAUUAGCCCAUUUGUCCCAGCUUCAUCUAAAUGGGGUCACCAUUUCUUCUGAAGUACCUCAGAGCUUGGCAAACUUAUCUUUUUUGUCUUCUCUCCUUCUUAGAGACUGUAAAUUACAGGGUGAGUUUCCUGUCAAAAUCUUCCAAUUGCCCAACCUUCGCAUUCUUAUUGUGCGAUUAAAUCCAGAUCUCACUGGGUAUUUACCAGAAUUUCAGGUGGGUAGCUCUCUUGAGGCGUUGUGGCUCGAAGGCACAAAUUUCUCUGGUCAGCUACCACAUUCAAUUGGCAACCUUAAAUUAUUAAGUAGUUUUGUUGCCGGUUCAUGCCGUUUUGGGGGACCAAUACCACCUUCAAUUGGUGAUCUUGGUAACUUGAAUUUUCUGGAUCUUUCUUAUAAUAACUUCUCAGGCAAGAUCCCUUCUUCCUUUGGAAACCUUCUCCAACUCACUUAUCUGUCACUUUCCUUUAAUAAUUUCAGCCCUGGCACUUUGUAUUGGCUUGGUAACUUGACCAAUCUCUAUUUUUUAAAUUUGGCUCAGACCAAUUCACACGGAAACAUCCCUUCUUCUGUUGGAAACAUGACCAAACUCAUUUACUUGAGGCUUUAUUCGAAUAAAUUGACUGGUCAAGUUCCAUCUUGGCUAGGAAAUCUUACCGCAUUAUUGGAGCUUCAGCUUGCAGCAAAUGAAUUACAGGGUCCAAUUCCAGAGUCUAUUUUUGAGCUUCCAAGUCUUCAGGUUCUUGAGCUACACUCCAAUAACCUCAGUGGGACUUUGAAAUUUGACUUAUUUCUUAAAUCAAAAAACCUGGUUAGUCUCCAACUAUGAAACCAUUUGUCUCUGAUUAGCAGUCCUCCUAUUAAUAUUACCGUCCACAGAUUUAAAACGCUUGGAUUGAAUUCAUGUAAUCUAAGCGAGUUUCCAUUCUUCUUGCGUGGCGAAAAUGAUGACCUGGAGCAUCUAGACCUAUCUCAGAACGAAAUUCAGGGACUCAUACCAGAUUGGAUAACAGAUUUGGGUACCGAAAGCCUUAUAAUUCUGAAUCUGGCUUCCAAUUUUCUGACAGGUUUUGAGCGACCCUUUAAUGUUCUUCCAUGGAAAAAUUUACAUGUCCUAAAUCUCUCGGCCAACAAUCUUGAAGGGCCACUUCCAAUCCCACCUCCUUCCAUCUCCAUCUAUAUAAUCUCUCAGAACAGCCUGACCGGAGAAAUCUCACCAAUGUUUUGCAACCUGACUUCAGUUUUGACUCUUGAUUUGUCAAGAAACAACUUGAGUGGCUCUCUUCCACGAUGCUUAGGAAACUUCAGUAACUUCGUGUUAGUGAUGGAUCUUCGAAGCAACAACUUCUCUGGCACCAUUCCUGAUAGAUUUGAGAGUGAAUGUAAAGUGAGGAUGAUGGAUUUCAGUCAUAAUAAAUUAGAAGGGAAGCUACCGAGAUCAUUAGCCAAUUGUACCAAGCUAGAGAUGCUCAAUCUUGGGAACAAUCAGAUAUACGAUGUCUUCCCUUCUUGGGCGGGUCUUCUUCCACAACUCAGGGUUCUGAUUUUGAGAUCCAAUAGGUUGGUUGGUGUAGUAGGGAAACCUGAAACCAAUUUCGACUUCCCUCAGUUGCAAAUCAUUGAUCUCUCCGACAAUACUUUUACAGGGGAGUUGCCAUUUGAGUACUUUCAGAAAUGGACUGCCAUGAAAAGUAUCGAUCAAGAUCAGUUAAAGUAUAUAGAAGUGGACAUAAGUUUCCAAGUACUUGAUUAUUCAUGGUCCAACCAUUUCAGUUACUCAAUUACAAUCACAAACAAAGGCAGAGAGACAACAUAUGAAAGAAUCCUGAAGUUCUUUGCAGUCAUCAAUUUCUCAAGUAAUAGGUUUGAAGGAAGAAUCCCUGAAGUGAUAGGGAAUCUACGAGAAGUUCAGUUGCUAAACCUAUCAAACAACAUUCUCACUGGUCAAAUUCCCCCAUCCUUGGGGAGCAUGAAAGAGCUUGAAGCUUUGGAUCUUUCGCGAAAUCAACUGUCAGGAGAGAUCCCAAUGAAGCUGGCGCAGCUCAGCUUCCUUGCUUUCUUUAAUGUUUCUGAUAAUAACCUCACAGGACCAGUACCGCGGGGAAACCAGUUCGAUACAUUUGAAAACAAUUCAUUUGAUGCAAAUCCAGGAUUGUGUGGCAACCCUUUGUCAAAAAAAUGUGGGUUUUCUGAGGCGUCAACAUUAGCACCUUCAAACUUUGAACAAGAUCAAGGCUCAGAAUUUCCUUUGGAAUUUGGGUGGAAGGUUGUGCUGUUUGGGUAUGCAAGUGGAUUGGUGAUAGGAGUAGUCAUUGGGUGCAUUCUUGACACAGAAAAGAAUGAAUGGCUCGUCAAUACUUUUGCAAACUGGCAACUUAAAGUUAGACGUACUUUAUGUGAAAUAUGGAGAACUUGAUUCUUCUUUUGCAAACUUGUAAACCUAGAAUUUAGUAUCAUAAAUUGUAUUAUAUCUGUCUUUUUAUU